GUAGUCGUUUCGAUUUUCACAGAUUGAGCGUUGCGAAGACUGAACAGCAAUGUGUCUGGUCGCGACCCGACGUGCCUUCCCACAGUACGAUAGUCGCCAAGCCACUGCUGCCAUGAACGGCUUGCAAGGUCUGCAGCUGAACGGGAGACCAAUCUCUAUUCACUACUGCCUACCCAAGGAGGCUGAGCGAGUGGCCGCUUGCGACCGAGACAAGAACCAAGGAACUUUGCUGCUGCUCCUUCAGAAUCCUCAACAGUCGAUUCAAGAUGCCGCUGUUGCAGCCACUUUUGGAGAGUUCGGUGACAUCAAACGUCUCCUCCGCAUCCACAAGCUUCCAGAUGGGCGUCCGCCAGAUGCAUUCCUGCAGGCCAAUGCGAGAUACUUGGAAUUUUUCGACAGCCGUGCCGCACAACUUGCCUAUGAUCGCAUGCAAAAUCAACUCUGGCAAGGCGGGCAAUGGGACUUGUCAUUCGUAUGGGACUGGCAUCUGCCGCAAGACGAUGCACCGAGCCUUCCGCCGCCUAGUCAAGGACCUCUGGCGCCAGCCGGCUACAAUAACCAGUACGGACAGAGCGCACCCUCUCAAGCCAACCGAUCUGCAGGAAGCGGGGUGUCCCCAGGCGGUCCUCAAAGUCACGGACCUCCCGCAAGUGGUGGCCUCUCAGCAAAUCAGGUCGAGACGCCAAUGAGAAGGUGGGGCGCAGGCGGCAACGCCGGCUCGUCGAAUGACGCUGGACCGGCGCAGGCCCCACAUCCAGGUCCCGGUAGCUAUGCUGCUCCAAGCGCCUCGGGAGGUCAAGGAGGCUGGGCGGCUAGACCUCCAGCACCUAACAACCAGUCCUACGCGGCGACUGGAAACGCCUCACCUUAUGGCACAGCUCCGCCCAGCGGACAGAGCAAUGAUCCAGGCCGCUUGGACCAAGCUCAAAAAGUUCAACAGCUACUUGCGUCGCUCAAAGGUGCAGGAAAUUCGACUCCACCGCAGCAUAGCCACUCCCCGCAGCCCGGUGCAGGUCAAGCUCAACAAGCGCCCAGCGCCACCGCUGCCAAGCCAGCAGCUUCCCCCGCACCCACGCCUGGCCUCCCAGCUGGCCUGGCUGCUCUUCUCAAGCAGGCCGGUGGAGGCUUGCAGCAAAACCCGCCCGCUCAGCCUGCUCAGCCUGCCCAAGGGCAAACAAACAGCGCACAAUCGAUGCAACAACUGCUCGCCAUGUUGAAGCCGGCAGGCGGCCAAAGAUGAUGUUUGCAGCGGCAAGAGGCACAAUAGACCUUUUUGACGCCCGCAUCGCAGGUUCUCCAAUUUCUGGACGCACUUGACACAGCGCACUGCCACUUUGUGCGCCGCCCAUCUUCACGUAGGCAUCGAC
This is a messenger RNA of Ceraceosorus guamensis, 1367 nucleotides long. RefSeq lists its product as hypothetical. Gene Ontology annotation, molecular function: nucleic acid binding. The record is from RefSeq and is a predicted model, not a curated record. NCBI's taxonomy places the organism in Eukaryota, Fungi, Basidiomycota, Exobasidiomycetes, Ceraceosorales, Ceraceosoraceae. The transcript is spliced from 7 exons. The coding region runs from base 50 to 1240 and encodes 396 amino acids.